AUGAAGGACUUCGACGGUUGGACACCACUGGCAUGGGCUGCGUUUAUGGGCCACGAGGCAGUGAUAAAGCUGUUGCUCGAGGCUAGGGUAGAUGUCCACUCUGUGGAUUCGGAGGGUAGCACGCCACUGUCGUGGGCUGUAUCGGAAGGCAAUGAGGCAGCGAUGAAGCUGUUACAGGAGGCUGAACAGGUUUCUGGACAAAGACAAGAGUGUGUCAAUAUUGACAGAGCGAUGAGAUGCAGUAUAGUAUGA
Messenger RNA from Penicillium subrubescens, 252 nucleotides. Its product is annotated as ankyrin repeat domain-containing protein. The record is from RefSeq and is a predicted model, not a curated record. The coding region runs from base 1 to 252 and encodes 83 amino acids. The transcript has a single exon. Gene Ontology annotation, molecular function: protein binding. Lineage: Eukaryota; Fungi; Ascomycota; Eurotiomycetes; Eurotiales; Aspergillaceae.